CACCGUGGCUUUAGGCUGUGUCUGGUGAGAUGCCAACCAGACAGGCUGCUUCCGGGUGAGAUAUCGCAGGACAAGCCGAGUGCUAAUGGCUUAUCUAAUUACCAUGCUUGCAGUAAGCUGUUGAACGGUAAAUCCCACUGUCGGUAUGACUCUACAUCUGCGAGACGGAGCGUCACACUCCUUUAAGCCUCCCACUGCAAUCCAUUCCUCAUCUGGAAGCUAUGUUUACACUUUCCUCAAUAGCUCUGCAGAUCAAGGCAGUUCCUCAGAAGAAGAGUUUGAUGUUAUGGAAUUACGAGCACGGGGCGGGCAGCGUAAAAAUACAGCUCGAGAGAAAGUCAAGGAUGUGACCUUUUUGGAGCGUGCCGUCACAAAAGAUGACACUCUAAACAAGCUGGCUUUGCAAUAUGCCUGCAAGGUUGCAGAUAUAAAACGAGUCAACAACUUAAUCUUGGAGCAGGACAUGUAUGCUUUAAAGACUAUCAAGAUCCCAGUCAAGGUUAAUGGGAUCUUAACAGAAUUACAGAAAGAGCUGAACCCACAACAGAGAAUGCCUUCUAAUUUGGAGGCCAGUGGUGUUGAGUUGACUGAGGAAAUGUCUGUGGAUGUAACGGAAAGCAGAAACCUAAGCAAAUACUUUGAGGAGAUUGAUGCGAACAUCGAGGCUGCAGCACUGGUACAGGAUCUGAGCAAUGAGCCUCUAAUCCCCGAUUCCCAACAUUCUUCAUCGUAUUUGUUGACGAGGAACGACCAGCCCAGUAUUAGAGGAGAUUGGGGCAUCAGGUGGAACGCUAUUUUAUUCAUGCUUUUAAUUGUAGUUGUGCUGCCAGUAUUUUACUUAAUCUACAAAAUGCGAGAACAUGCAUAUACAAAUUCUACCCGUUCCAGCUAGUCUUGGUGCACACACAGACCUGAGAAAUAAGAGCAAAUGUUUGCACUAAUAAGCACAGAGUUGUGCUGGACACAUCAAGGAUACUGGAGGGUGAUGACCAUAAGCAUUUGCUCCAUUGAGCAGCUGUACUCCUGUUGUCCAUCAAUCAGUCACUUUACAUCUUCUAGGUGCCAACUAAGGGCCUGUGCCUUGUCUAAGCAUUGCAGUUUUCUUAGUGUAAUUAGUCUGAUUUGUGGUUAAUGGCUUUGUCACCAAGGAAUACUGCUAAAACCUACCUCCCAUUAAUGGUGUACUCUUAAAUAUAUGGAAGCAAACUAUGGUUAUUUUUGGAAUACUGAUUUUGUGAUGUAAAUGGAAUGAUGCAUAUGUCUGUGCAGUGACAUCUUAUUGCAAAUCAUGUGCAUCUGUUCUCGUACUAUUUAAAUGUUCUAGAAUGGUGGUGGGCACAUUUGGGAGCAAAGAUGAACCCCACACAUUUCAUGCCAAUAUUCACAUAACCCUUUAUAAAUCUGUUGAAGGGGUUUAUAUAGGCAAAAUGAUUGGCAUCAUGGGUGACAAAUGUAUAUGAAACAUGUUGUCAGCCUCUUGCUGAAUCCAUUUUAAUCCGUAUAGAAAUCAGUAUGCUGCCCAAGAUUUUAUUCAAUUUGCACAUUGUCUGCUGAUCAGCCACUGAUCUUUUCACUGAAUACGUGUUAAUGAAGGGCAGUCAGGUGAUGUUCUUUGAGAACUUGUUUUUAUACAGCUACCCUGUCUUAUUACCUGCAAGUUAUCCAUUGGUUUAUAUAUAUCUUUUACACUAAAUUCAAAAGGUGAGUUCAUUUCUGUAAUUUGUCAGUUUUCUUUUCUUCUUCUUGGCAUUUAACCAGUUUCAGGCAGGGACACUCUCUGCCAACUGCCAAAUAGAUGGCUGUACUCUCCAUCCAAAGGUCCCUCUUGGAAACAAAUAACUAUUUAAGGCUCAAAGAUGUCUUAAUUCAAUGAUAAAAUGACUGUGUGAGAUAUCAAUGAGCUAAUCAAUGCCAUGUGUGGGUUUAUAUGUGUGGGUUUAUAUUUGCUAAUCGGCUAAUGAUUUUCGAAAAAAAAUGUUUUCAAUAUUUUAUAAUCCAUGGAAGAUACGAAACAGGGUCCUACACUCUUUUUUUGGCUGGAUUGCCAAAACAUUUUAUAGUAGCAAAUUCUGAGGUCAUACUAACUGUGGUAACGCAACCAAUCUUUCGCAGUCCAAGAAGUGGUGUCUUAUGCAGAUUUUUAUUUAGGGCAAUAAGUGUUUUUUUUCUU
Messenger RNA from Pelobates fuscus (common spadefoot toad), 2170 nucleotides. RefSeq names its product LysM domain containing 4 (gene LYSMD4). The record is from RefSeq and is a predicted model, not a curated record. Lineage: Eukaryota; Metazoa; Chordata; Amphibia; Anura; Pelobatidae. The transcript has 4 exons. The coding region runs from base 146 to 892 and encodes 248 amino acids.